Molecule: messenger RNA, 574 nt
Organism: Aspergillus wentii DTO 134E9
Lineage: Eukaryota; Fungi; Ascomycota; Eurotiomycetes; Eurotiales; Aspergillaceae
Product: mitochondrial 37S ribosomal protein uS19m
Exons: 4
Coding region: 12-296 (94 amino acids)
Biological process (GO): translation; ribosomal small subunit assembly
Cellular component (GO): cytosolic small ribosomal subunit; ribosome
Molecular function (GO): RNA binding; structural constituent of ribosome
Source: RefSeq, a predicted model, not a curated record
CCCACGUCAAAAUGUUUCCCACUCGUGCCCUCCUUGGGAGGUCUGUCUGGAAAGGCCCCAACAUCGUCCCUCUCCCUCUCCCCCGCAAACUCCCUCCUCCACCCAACACACCUCCGAUCAAGACCCAGAAGCGCGCCGCAACCAUCCUCCCCAACUUCGUCGGUCUGCGAUUCGCCGUGCACAAUGGAAAGACAUACCAGGAUGUCCUGAUCACUGAGGAAAUGGUGGGGAGAAAACUUGGUGAAUACGUUGCGACACGCAAGCGUUUCACAUACAAGCAGUCCAAGAACAAAUAGACGAAAAUAAACGGUUUAUGGGGCUUGUUAGUUUACAUCGAAUCGAUAUCCUCGUUUUCCUUUUUCUUUUGUCGUUUUGGAGCUCUGCCUUGGAAUAGGUGGGAAUGGGCAAUCUGGAAUUACGUUUUUGACUUUUUACAUGUUUAUUGUAAGAUGUUGAUUAUCGUCUGAAAAGGAAGAUAUAUGAAAGACAGCAAGUCCUCCGGCUCAUAUUAAGCUCGAGAUGGUGAGGGAUUGGGUAUGCAUUCACUUUGGCGUUCCCUGUUCUUGCUCUGCAA